AUGCCGGAUCCUAUCCAAUGUGAUAGAGCUUUACCUAAAUGCGACUAUUGCAAACACCACAAACUGUCUUGCUCGUACAAGCAAGCAGCAAAAGCAAGAAAUGCUGCAUCAAGAUCUGUUGACUCCUUGCAGCUUAGCGAGGCAUCUGGACCAGAGCCUUACCAAGAAACGUUGAGCAAUUCAAACUCGGAUUACACAUCCGAUACACAUUGCCGUUAUUCCUAUCUAGAAGGCCUUCAACUAUUAAACGGUCUACCAUUCUUCAGUGACGUUGGUCAAAACUCGAUACAGCUUGCAACUGGGUCAACCCUCACAAGCAGAUUCUUCCCAAGUCAUCCGAACGUCUCACCGUAUAGUUCUCAGUUUUCGUCUCCAGGAGACAUUCAACAUCUCUUGACCUUUGACACAAUAAAGGACUUUGCUACAGAAUUUGCUUCGUCUGCACAAUUCCUUAUCUUUCCGACCUUUAGUCUUCAUCGUUUUAUUUCCACCACGUUACCUCUUGCAUACAAAGAUGCUGAUAGUUCUUCAGAAAGACACAACGGUGCGACCAGUGCCAGGGCUUGCGUAAGGGCCAUGUUGCUGAUUGCCGAUGUUUUUGGUCAUAGCAUCGCAGAGGUUGGGGCCUCUACGCCACAGGAAUAUGCUAGGGAAAUAGAAAGGUCGUUGCCGAUGGUAAUUCGAGAGAUGACGAUGGAUGGUUUUGAGGCUUUGACAAUGCUGACUAUAUACAAAUACUUCAUUGGAGACCUCCACUCAGCGUCAUUUCUGAUCUCUAUCAUAACCCGGAUGAUCUUCAAGCUUGGAGCCCAUAUCUCUCCUCCCAUUUCAGAACCAUACGACAAGGGAAAUAUCAACCAUCACAUGCGCGACCUUUUCUGGGUCUGCUACAGCAUGGACAAAGAUCUCUGCCACAGAAUCGCCCAGCCACCUGCUAUAAACGACGCCCAUUGCGACCUAUCUCUCCCGCCUAAUUACGCCGAAAUGCAAAACUCGAAUAUCCUUAGCCUCAGCCAAUUUUCCCCAUACAAUCCCGCAACUGUACCACUUUACCCAUGGGAUAUCCGGCUGUCCAUCAUCAAGUCUCGAAUACACGACGAUCUUUAUUCGAUGAGUGCGCUAAGGCAGUCCGAAGCCGAAAUUCUAAGACGAAUUCGAUACCUUGAUGAGGAGUUGGAGGUUUGGCGUCUUACUUUGCCUCUAGAUCAUCGGCCAACGCUCUCCUUCUUGGACAAGACGCCUGUGGAUGCACACACAAACACACAGGCGAUAAUGCUUCGUCUCUCGUAUCACCAUUGUGUCAUUUCCAUUCACAAGGCUAGAUGUAGGAUGUUUAACCCUGCCGUUGGUCUGGUAGGUGACGGUCAUGAGGCAAACUUGCAAUUGUUGGUUGAUGCUUCCAAGUCAAUCUUGACGUAUCUGGAAAAGGCUUUGCCAGUUGUAGCUCAUGAAUGCUUUUGGAUUAUUCUCUUUUAUCCCAUGACAGCCAUCUUCACCGUUUUUUCCAUUGCGCUCGUCAAUACCCAAACAAACUCCGUUCACAGCAACUUGGCAUUACUUCGAGAUUUUACAAGGGUGAUUCGAAAGAUUCCCAUUCGAAGAUUGACUGUUGCUGAGGUUUCUCACUUGGCGUUUAUCGAAGACCUCGUAGCGGAGAUGAGUAGAUUGAUGGUUGCUGCAGGUCAGAAAGAGGGGUACUAG
Fusarium graminearum PH-1 is the source of this 1701-nucleotide messenger RNA. RefSeq lists its product as uncharacterized. Gene Ontology annotation, molecular function: DNA binding; DNA-binding transcription factor activity, RNA polymerase II-specific; zinc ion binding. Lineage: Eukaryota; Fungi; Ascomycota; Sordariomycetes; Hypocreales; Nectriaceae. The record is from RefSeq and is a predicted model, not a curated record. The transcript has 6 exons. Gene Ontology annotation, biological process: DNA-templated transcription; regulation of DNA-templated transcription. The coding region runs from base 1 to 1701 and encodes 566 amino acids.